Molecule: messenger RNA, 2229 nt
Organism: Haliotis rubra (blacklip abalone)
Lineage: Eukaryota; Metazoa; Mollusca; Gastropoda; Lepetellida; Haliotidae
Product: beta-1,4-galactosyltransferase 4-like
Exons: 7
Coding region: 362-1486 (374 amino acids)
Biological process (GO): carbohydrate metabolic process; glycosphingolipid biosynthetic process
Molecular function (GO): N-acetyl-beta-glucosaminyl-derivative 4-beta-N-acetylgalactosaminyltransferase activity
Source: RefSeq, a predicted model, not a curated record
CGUCAGUAUGCAUAAGGCUUUUAGAGGGUUGUCUCUAAGAUGUGCAGGUGUGUUUAGGGAACGUCGUUGAUUCAAAGCUUCAGCACCCAGUUCUCACAGAUGCUGCUGAACAAUUCGAAUGUUUACAACGGAUAGAGAGUAUGCGCACAUACAAACCAGGAUUGGAAGUUUGAGACAAAGGACGACUACAAACAGAGAAACACCAUCCUGACGACCAUAUGUGUGUCAAGAAAAUACCAGUAGCUGUGAGUAGAUAUGCGGAAACUCGAUAAAUAAUCGUACGUCAAAUAUCAUCUGUAUAGGCUGUUUGAGAACACCUUUCAACAAGUUGGGCGGCUUGAAAUUGAGAAGAUUGUUGACAAUGAUGAAGAGACAAUUCAAAGGUCUUUUGGUUGUAUGUUUUAUGAACCUUCUGGUUUUUGCUGUAUACCACUACCAGCAUUUAAAGAAUCACAACUUUGUCAGCCACAAGACAAGGGGCGACGAACAAGCAUGUUUCAACCGUUUUGGAAAGGAAAGAAGUAUUUCGGAGGGAGACCUGAGACGAGAAACUGAGCAGUCAUGCGUUUUCCCUGUUCAUUCUCAAAGUCUUCUUCCAUGUCAGCAGAACAACCUUAGAGAGACACGACGAAUAAUAAACGAAUCACUUCCAUGGCUUGAUCUUGAGAGAACCUUGAAUGCACCCGCAACACUUUCCCCUGGGGGAUACCACCAGCCCGCCGGAUGUGCUUUCCCACAGCGACUUGCCAUAAUAAUUCCAUAUAGAGACAGAGAGGUGAACCUGAAGAUCCUCCUCAACAACCUCCACAGAGUGCUUCAGAAGCAACAAGCGGAGUAUGCCAUUUUUGUGGUGGAGCAGGAAAAUGGUACUCCUUUUAACAGAGGAAUGAUUAAAAACAUUGGUUACCUUGAAGCCAAGGCUCUGUGUCAUUUUGACUGUUUCACCUUCCAUGAUGUCGACUUGGUGCCUGAGAGUGAGCGGAAUACCUACUUCUGUGGGGAGAAGGCUUUGCAUCACUCUCAAAAACUUGCCUUUAAGAAUUACAGAUUACUCGCAUGGAGUGCUUUAAGCAUUACUCACAUAUAUAAUUCCAGGACAUUGUACGGAAAUCACUUUGGUGGUGUGGUCACUUUCAACAAGACAUAUUUCUCGACCAUCAACGGCUACUCUAACUUGUUCUUCAUGUGGGGAGGUGAAGAUGAUGACUUGUUUAACAGAUUGUCGAAGAAGAAAAUGCCGUAUGAACACAGCAAAUAUCCUCGUUACACUACUUUGACGCAUAAGAAAGAUCCCCAUCACACAAGCCAAGAAAUGGCUCUCUAUAGAACAAGCCGUGAACGAUUUGACAAGGACGGUCUCAACAGUAUGGAACGGCUAUAUCGGUUAAUAUCUGUGGAAAAACGUCCUCUAUACACCCGAAUAUAUGUUUCUGUCAAUCAAACGGAAGUACUUACUCGGGUGAAGCAUUUUGGCAUCGAAUUAUGAAUGCUUCAAAAUUUGUAUAUUUUACUGAACAAUAAUGCUGUGUACUGGACGCAGUUAGGGUUACUGUUUUCGUCUCGCUUGUUCGUGUUUAUUGUGUUCGGGUUAGGGUUUAUUGCGCCUAACUCUAUUCUUAGUUCAUGUCACCUCAUUCCGAUCAGCUAACCUGUUAAGAUCACUUUGGUUUGGCAGUUGGUUAACAAUGUCCUUUAACGAAUUAAUCCAAAGUAAUUUGAUGAAAUUCAGAACAAAUUGGAUCUCGUUUCGUGUUUCGCACAGAAAGUGUCUACGGUUUAUGUGCAUAGAGGUAAGCAUUCAGGUGCUGAUGACAUGAGUAAAAUGCCACUAAUUAUUUGCAUUAGAUCAACUCUUUACGGUCGAAAUUCAGUCCUUCACGAGUCUCUAAAUGAAACCCGAUAAAGUGCGCCAAAUAAAGUUUAAUACUCCCAUAUAAGAUACGGAACAAUGUGUACAACCUUACUUCGGAGAUAGUUGUAAUACCAUAUAAACCAUCGCGUGGUUCUUGCACCAACACCAAAAAAUAAUCGGAUAUCUAAUCAAUAUUUUACACGCGCUUCCGUAGUCCAGCAGGGUCCAGGUGCUCACUGGUAAGAGGAAUUCUGAAACUUGUGAAUAAAGAGAACUUCGUUAUGACGUCGCUUCGUUAUGACGAAACGAUGAAUCGAUACGAUUUAGUAUGCUAUAUAGAUUGUUUGUUUGUUUUCACAUUCUUUUUAUUCAUUUCA